This is a messenger RNA of Sphenostylis stenocarpa, 2094 nucleotides long. Lineage: Eukaryota; Viridiplantae; Streptophyta; Magnoliopsida; Fabales; Fabaceae. The record is from the annotation of a GenBank genome assembly.
AUGGGUGAAGUGGUGGGUGAGCAGGGUGUGAUGCAGACGCAGGGAGAACAGAGCAAUAAUGCCUCCACUGUUCGGUGGGAACGGUUUCUGCCUCGGGUGGUGCUUCGGGUGUUGCUUGUCGAAGCUGAUGAUUCUACUCGACAGAUCAUUGCUGCUCUUCUUCGUAAAUGCAGUUACAAAGAACAACAACAACGACAAAAGGAUAAAACCCUCAAAAACUUUAUGUUCAAGAGGAUCAAGGCGACAUCAUUUGUUAGUCAGGGGAAGGAACGGUUAGAGAGGGCCUCUGGUUUUCACACCAGUUGUAGAGUUGCCACAGUUUGUGACGGCAUAAAGGCAUGGGAGACGUUGAAGAACAAAGCAUCUGACAUAGAUCUCAUAUUAACUGAAGUGGAUUUACCAUCAAUAUCUGGAUUUUCACUUCUCAGUUUAAUCAUGGAGCAUGACGUUUGCAAAAACAUUCCCGUAAUAAUGAUGUCUUCUCAUGAUUCAGUUAGCAUGGUGUUCAAGUGCAUGUUAAAAGGAGCAGCUGAUUUUCUUAUAAAGCCUGUGCGCAAGAAUGAGCUAAGAAACUUGUGGCAGCAUAUUGAACUUGGUUUUGCUGCAGAAAACCAUGCUACAACCAGUGAUUCUAGUGGUUCUGUGGCUUCUACACCAAAAAACAAUGAAUGCAGUGAGAAAACAAGUGAGGCUCAAGAUAUUUCACAGCUGAAGAGUUCUUCAAAUUUGGGCGAUAUUUACACAGUUAAGCAUGAAAACUCUACAAAAUGUGAAAGGGAAUCAGAUAAGCAUAAUGAUGAAGCUGGAGAGAAAUCAAUAUUUAUAUCAGAAGGUGAAGGGUGCAGCAAAACUUUUAAACCAACAAGCUUAUGGCCAGGUCAAGGCUAUGAUUGUGGUGAACUGAGAAAUCAAGAUGAAGUUCUAAGAAUAGAGUCGAGCAAACCCAAUCCUGAGAUUAAUGUCAAUAUUCAUGGAUGCAGUGAUGAAUUGGAAGGUCCUUCUACUGGCGCCAUUGACUUGAUUGCUACAUUCAAUAAUCUUCCAAAGAGCACUGAUAAAAAAAUUAGUUUCAGUAGUGGUAACAUUGCCAAGUUUGACUUUGAUACACAAUUGGAACUUUCUAUAAGAAGAUAUUUUCCUGGAAGUUCAUAUAAAACUGCAUUUGAGGAAAGACAGAUAUUGAACCAUUCAAAUGCUUCUGCCUUUUCUAGGUAUGGUAGUAGUAAAUUGUUGCAGCCCCUUUAUCCAACACCAUCAACUAUCCCUGCAAAAUUAACAGAUAGCCAUAUUUCUCUUAACUCCCAUUCAUUUUCUGAAAACGCAUCUACUUCUCAUCAAUAUGGUGUUAAAAAACAAAAUCAGGAGAAAAUCACCACUUCAGAUAUUGGUCAAUCUGGACAAGUUGAUCCAAAAUUACCAAACAGUCAUCUUGGAUUGUUUCCUGCUAGAGGGGUUACUUAUGACCAAAAGUCAACUGGAAAUGAAAAUCUCUUCCCUUCCAUGCUUUAUUCUCAGUCAGGUGUGCAUCAUCCGUCAUGGACACCAAAAUCAGUGUUCCAGAAAGAGAGUUCUCCAUUUAAUACAAGUAAUUCCUCCCAGUCUAAUCCUCAAAGUCACAACUCAAAACGUCAUCACUGGUCUGACGAUGCAACCCAUGCUUCUGAUAAAAAUGUAAAUAACCGAAGCAAUUUGGAUUGUGAGACACAGGGAUCUCCUGCUGCUAGGCUGAGUGCUGAUACUGGUCUUUACCAUGAAACAACAAAUCAUAAUUGUAAUGGUGUAUACAGUAGCAUAGGCUGCAAAAUUGGUGGAAAUGCUACUUCAGCUAAGGUAGCCAAGGACAACCAUGACAGUUUCAUUGAUGGGGGUCACCUGGGUUAUGAUGGACUUCUAGGGACAGAUUCUCAUCGCACCACCCAACGAGAAGCAGCUCUAACGAAGUUUCGUCUUAAGCGGAAAGACAGAUGCUAUGAGAAAAAGGUGCGAUAUCAAAGCCGUAAGAGACUGGCAGAGCAGCGUCCUCGGGUGAAAGGACAGUUUGUUCGCCAAGUUCACAGUGAUCAUCCCGUAUCAGAUCUGGGUGGUGAUUCCUGA